Penicillium alfredii is the source of this 1455-nucleotide messenger RNA. RefSeq names its product serine/threonine-protein phosphatase 2A activator. Lineage: Eukaryota; Fungi; Ascomycota; Eurotiomycetes; Eurotiales; Aspergillaceae. Gene Ontology annotation, molecular function: peptidyl-prolyl cis-trans isomerase activity; protein tyrosine phosphatase activator activity. The transcript has 3 exons. Gene Ontology annotation, cellular component: protein phosphatase type 2A complex; nucleus; cytoplasm. Gene Ontology annotation, biological process: mitotic spindle organization. The coding region runs from base 1 to 1455 and encodes 484 amino acids. The record is from RefSeq and is a predicted model, not a curated record.
AUGACCACACAAAGCAAUACAGUUCGGAUUCUACCUACAAUGGACUUGCCUGUCGGGCAUCGCUUCGUCGAACCUAGCAAGAAGAUCAACGAAUCGCACGAUGUGUCCGCCUUCUUGACUUCACGAGCUUAUACCGAUAUUAUGACCUUUUUAUUACAACUAAAUCGAUCGAUGUUUCCUACAAAACUCCCCGAUGGAUCUACACAAACCUGGCCCUUGAAUACCGAUGCGGUGCAGUUUUCUACACCGGUCCGCCAGCUGCAACAGCUGCUUGCGAAACUUGAGGAUAUGAUGAAGGAAGCCCCGCCCGACACCGGUCCACGACGGUUCGGAAAUAUCAGUUUUCGUCGAUGGUAUGAGAUUGUGGAGGAUCGGGUGUCUGAUCUGCUGAAAGAGACCCUCUCGACUGAAGUUUUGCAAGCGCGGACAGCAGAUGCAGAGGGUCUCACAGCGGAGGCGGAACUGAAGGCAUAUUUCCUCGGCAGUUGGGGCAGUGCACAAAGGUUGGAUUAUGGGACAGGACAUGAACUGAGCUUUUUGGCUUUUCUGGGUGCUCUCUGGAAACUAAAUGGGUUUUCAAAGAGCGAGCCUGGUGUCGAGGAGAGAGCUAUCGUGCUCGGGGUAAUCCAACCGUAUUUGAACCUCGUGAGAUCUCUAAUCAAAACGUACACUCUCGAGCCUGCAGGCUCACACGGAGUCUGGGGACUCGAUGAUCACUCCUUUGUCCCAUACAUCUUCGGUUCUGCGCAGUUUUCCCCGGCGAUCAACGACACCGACCUUACCCCAGAAGAGGGCUCAUUACCCGAUGCACCUGACCCGGGCGGAGUCGUCAAAGCCAACAUCGUGGAACGAGAGAGGGAAACGAACCUCUACUUCUCAGCCAUCGGAUUUAUCAAUGAUGUGAAAAAGGGGCCCUUUUGGGAGCACAGUCCCAUGCUGUAUGAUAUCUCGGGCAUUCGAGCCGGAUGGGGGAAAAUCAAUAAAGGAAUGCUUAAAAUGUACAAUGCAGAGGUUCUGUCCAAGUUCCCUGUUGUGCAGCACUUCCCAUUCGGGUCACUUUUCAGCUGGGAGCAGGAUCCCAGCGCCAUACGUCCUCCGGCAACCGCCCAUACAAAAUCCGGCCCACAGGCGCGGCCUGUUGCCCCAGAAUCCGGUCCCGCAUCAGCUACCCCACGGCCUGUGCCCGGUGCUGGAACCAAAGCUCCCUGGACAAGUGCAGGACCCGAGACACGAGCAGCUCCUCCGAUGGGACCAACUGCCGCCCCCUGGGCUGCCACUAGACGAGAAGGCCCUCCGACAUCUACCUUAGGUGGUCCAGCAAGGACACCCACAGGGAUUUCAAGGCCACAGCCCGGGCCCCUGGGUUCUACCAAAGCUCCUCGGGCAUCAGCGACAGCCCCGGCUGGAUCGACUGGUGAUUUGCACACCAAUGCGCCGUGGACGAAACCAGGAUAA